This is a messenger RNA of Porites evermanni, 3059 nucleotides long. Lineage: Eukaryota; Metazoa; Cnidaria; Anthozoa; Scleractinia; Poritidae. The record is from the annotation of a GenBank genome assembly.
AUGACAUCCAAGUCAUACUUCAAUUAUUCUUUAAUCAUUCUCGUGCUAUUUGCGAUAGGGACAGACACAAACGAAUUCGCAGGAUAUCGCGCCUGUAAAUGCUUGACAAACUUCUACCGCACUCAUUUAUUUGAAGACUGCAAGCCAUGUGAUCAACCUGGGUUACAGUGUGUGCAUGAUUUUGCUACUCUACGAAGUGGAUAUUGGUGGAAGUGGAGAAAUGAAACAGACAAAAUGAUUUACAAAACAUUUACUGAGGGUCUAAAGAACGCCGGUGUUACUCCUGUUGUGCGCACAAAAACUAUCGCGCCUGAAGGAUCUUAUAUUGAAUACCCAUACAGUCUUCCUCAACCACAAAAAUGUCCGAGAGAAAAAUCGUGCAUAGGAGGUUUGGUAUCCUUAUGCGCCCUUGGUUACGAAGGCCCCUUGUGUGAAAUUUGCAGUAAAGGAUUCCAUAAACAGCUUAAGUCGUGUAAUAAAUGCCCAACGAAGAAAUGGAUGAUCGGACAACUUUCAGUCCUGGCAGCAGUCAUUUUAUUAAUAAUUGUUAUUGUGGUUUGGACAAGCAGGAAAAAAGGCAAGAAAAACGAAGAGCGUUCCUCAGUAGAUAUCAUUCUUGGGAGGCUAAAGAUAGCCAUAGGUUUUUAUCAAGUAACGUCGGGAGUUCUUGAAGCAUUCUCGUACAUCAAAUGGCCAGAUUCCCUCACUCAAAUUGGAGAAUACUCCCAAGUACUGCAAGGAGACGUUUUUCAGAUUGCUCCAAUCCAGUGUCUUUUUGAAAGUCUCAAAGUUAAUGCAUUUGGAAGUUUGUACGCUAUAUUAGCUUUGAAUGCUACUGCAAUAAUUGUGGCAGCUGCUGUUUACGGAAUCAAGAAGCUAACUUUAAUGCGAAACACUCUUAGCGAAGAGGUGAAAGUCAAGGAGAUGUCCCAAACGAAAGAGGUGAUCUACAGAAAUCUGUUUUUCUUCCUUCAUGUGACUUACCUGAGCACCUGUUUGAAAACAGCAAACGUUCUUCCCCUCGCUUGCCACACAAUCUGCGUCGACGAAGAGGACGAAGCUUGCGAAAAGUUCCUUAAAGCAGACUAUAGCAUCGACUGCACAAGCUCGGAAUUCAACCGUUCGGUGUUCGUUGCAUACUGCACUGUGGCGUACAUUGUGUUUCUACCAACUUCAUUUUUUAUAAUUCUUUGUAGGCAAAGAAGCUAUCAAAAACAAGAACGUGGGCUCAGUACUAGUGUUAGUCUGCAAAGCAGAGAGGUUUUGACAGGGUUGCGGUUUCUCUUUGAAAACUAUACCGAGCAGACAUGGUAUUGGGAACUGGUUGAAACAAUUCGGAAGGUGGUUUUGACCUCUGGAUUGAUCCUUGUGGGAAGCGAGAGCAGGGCCUAUGUGGGAUUGGCUUGUGUCAUAUCAGGUCUCUACGGGAUGUUCUUCGCUUAUAAACGACCUAUUCUGGAUUCCUUUGAAAACAAGUUAAUGCUGUCAUCCCUUGGCGUUACGUUUGUCAAUUUGGGAAUAGGAGCUGUCAGUCGAAUCCCAAAAGAAGGCCUUCCAUCCUCAAUCAACCCAUACCUUGACAACAUCAUUUUCAAUGUACUUGUGUUUGGAGCAAAUUCUCUUGUCAUUGGACUUCUUCUGGGUAAGUAUUGCACACCUACAAUCCCAGACAAAAGUAGGAAGGUUGUACAACUUAACAUUAGUCCAUUUUAAUCCUCAAAAAAGAGAGUUUUCUCUUUUGCUAAAUAUUCUCAAACACCUAGCCGAUAAGCUCUCAGAAAAGAAUUAGGAACCUUAUCACAUUACUAUUACUUGGAUUAGAACAUUGCUUUCUUUUGAGAUUUUAAGGUCGGUACACACAUGCGUAAGAGGUUCCAGGACACCUUUCCGCAAAAUUCCACAAGGGGAUUUCAUUGAUGACUGCCGCUUAAACGCUAUUAGUAUUUUAAGGGUCUUUUUAAUAUUUUUAUUUAAUUUUUAUUUGAGAUCAGUUGUUUAUAAUUGAAAUGAAAUUUUUCUUAAUUGAAAUGAUUUUUGUUUAAACGAAAUGAACAGGAGCUUAUGAAAAUAGUGCUUUGACUGAAUAUUUUUCUUUUUUUCUUCAGCGAAAUUAAUUGCAAAUAGGUUUUAAUAGUUAGUUUUGUUAUCAAUAAAAGGUUUUCUGUUAUUAUUAUUAUCAUUAUUAUUGUUAUUAUUAAAAAUUUUUAGUACACCAAAUCUUUUAUUGAUAUCAAAGCUAACUAUAAAAUCCUAUUUACAAUUUUAAAAUUUCACUUAACAAACUAUUCAGUCAAAGCAUUAUUUACAAUUCCUUUCGAUUAAAAAAAAGAACCUUAAUUUCCAUUGAAAAAAUUCAUUCCAUUAAAAAGAUAUAUAUUCGGAAAAAAAGCACAAAUUACUAUUAUUGUUAUUAUUAUUAUUAUUAUUAUUAUUGGGCUAGUUUUUUGUCAGGGUUUAUUUAAGUUUCAUUCAGUCUUUGACAAUCUCACUCAGCCUUCAACAUUGUUUUUCUUGGUCUGCCUCUUUUUUGUCUGCCUUAGUCACCCUGUCGCUGUAGAAUACAAUACCGCAAGAGUCGGCUCAUAGCCUAGUCAGUGUUUCCCUCGAAGACAAGUCGCCUUCUUUAAAGCCCAAGAUUAUUACUGUACAUAAAAAUACAUUGGUGUGAAUUUUUUGCAGUUCAAUACUUGACAAACGUCUACGGUUAUCUCAACACGUGGCGUAAAAAUCCCCAGUGGUCGUUUUCGUGCUGUCUUGCCCUUCUUCUGCCUCUCAAUGAAUUACAGGGCGACGUGCAAGGAUUGAGUGGCAAAAGCCUCUUUCAACAACAGCUGCAAACUGGAAAAAUGGACAUGCCAACUAUGUCCGGCGCUCUAAAAGACAGCGGAACUAUUAAUUUCAGCCUUGAAGAAGACGAAGAAAAGCAGCAAGGUGGAAAAAAGAAUCACGAAAGCAAAUUGAAGCCCUUUAAAGGGAUAGAAAAUGUGCAAGACGACAUCGCCCUCACUGAAGUCACCAUUCAUGAAACGACAGCAGGGAAAUACGAUACAGCACUUUAA